GUCCCUGGUGCCCAGGCCUCAGGCAUCUUUCACAGGGAUGCCUGUACUGGGCAGGUCCUUGAAAGGGAAAGGCCCAUCGCUCUCCUUGCCCCCCUCCCCCAUUGCCAUGACAACUGGAUGGAAAUAAACGAGUCGAGUUCAUCCCGUUCCCAGGGCACGUGCGGCCCCCUUCACAGCCGAGUUUCCAUGACCUCAUGCUCUUGGCCCUCGUAGCUCCCUCCCCCCUUCUCCAGAUGGGCAGCUUUGGAGAGGUGAGGGACUUAGGGGGUAAUUUAUCCCGUGGAUCUAGGAGUUUAGCUUCACUCCUCCCUCAGCUCCAGUUCAGGUCCCAGGGCCCAUCCAGUGUCCACAAGGCCUGGGGCAGGUUUCUCCCCCAACCCCCUGGACUUUGGCUUUUGUCCCCCCAAAUUUUGGACUCCUAAAGGAAGAAUGAGAAACGUUGGCCCGUGUAAGUCCCUGGCUGCAGUGCCCCGUGCAGAGGAGGCCUCAGUGAACAGGAGUGUGACAGCCUGGGGCCCGGACACACAGGCCUGCAUUGAUGAGAACCUGGAGGUGGUGCGCUUCUUGGUGGAGCAAGGCGCCACUGUGAACCAGGCGGACAACGAGGGCUGGACGCCCCUGCAUGUGGCUGCCUCCUGUGGCUACCUAGACAUCGCCAGGUACCUCCUGAGCCACGGGGCCAACAUCGCCGCCGUCAACAGUGACGGGGACCUGCCCCUGGACCUGGCCGAGUCGGACCCCAUGGAGGGGCUGCUGAAGGCGGAGAUCGCCCGCCGAGGUGUGGACGUGGAGGCAGCCAAGCGGGCGGAGGAGGAAUUGCUGCUUCAUGACACAAGGUGCUGGCUGAAUGGGGGCGCCAUGCCAGAGGCCCGGCACCCCCGCACAGGCGCCUCUGCCCUGCACGUGGCUGCUGCCAAGGGCUACAUUGAGGUGAUGAGGUUGCUCCUUCAGGCUGGCUACGACCCGGAGCUCCGGGACGGGGACGGCUGGACUCCCCUGCACGCGGCGGCACACUGGGGCGUGGAGGAUGCCUGCCGCCUGCUGGCCGAGCAUGGCGGGGGCAUGGACUCGCUGACCCACGCGGGGCAGCGGCCCUGUGACCUGGCUGAUGAGGAAGUGCUGAGCCUGUUGGAGGAACUGGCCCGGAAACAGGAAGACCUUCGGAACCAAAAAGAAGCUUCCCAGAGCCGGGGCCAGGAGCCCCAAGCGCCCUGUAGCAGCAGACACAGAAGGAGCUCUGUGUGUCGUCUGAGCAGUCGAGAGAAGAUUUCCCUCCAGGACUUGUCCAAGGAGCGCCGGCCUGGUGGGGCUGGGGGGCCCCCCAUCCAGGACGAGGAUGAGGGGGAAGAAGGUCCCGCCGAGCCACGCCCUGCAGAGCCCAGAACCCUCAAUGGCGUCUCCUCCCCACCGCACCCCAGUCCUAAGAGCCCCGUGCCGCCUGAAGAGGCCCCCUUCUCCAGGCGCUUUGGCCUCCUGAAGACAGGGAGUUCUGGUGCCCUGGGUCCCCCAGAAAGGCGGAUGGCAGAGGGAGCCCCUGGGGCUGGGCUGCAGCGCUCGGCUUCGUCCUCCUGGCUGGAAGGGACCUCCACCCAGGCCAGGGAGCUCCGUCUUGCCAGAAUUACCCCGACCCCCUCCCGGAAGCUGCCGGAGCCCUCUGCCCUGUCUGAGGUCACCAAGCCUCCUCCUUGCUUGGAGAACUCCUCGCCUCCCACCAGGAUUCCGGAGUCUGAAUCUUCAGCGAAGCCAAACGCCCCCACAGCCUCCACAGCACCCCCAGCGGACUCCCGGGACCGACGGAGGUCCUACCAGAUGCCUGUGCGGGAUGAGGAGUCGGAAUCCCAGAGAAAAGCUCGCUCCCGUCUCAUGCGCCAGUCUCGGAGGUCCACGCAGGGUGUGACUCUGACAGACCUGAAGGAGGCAGAGAAGUCUGCAGGGAAGGCCCCAGAGUCAGAGAAGCUGGCGCAGAGCCUGGACCCUUCCCGGAGGCCCCGCGUCCCUGGAGUGGAGAACUCCGACAGCCCUGCCCAGAGAGCAGAGGCGCCUGACGGGCAGGGUCCAGGACCGCAGGCGGCCAGGGAGCCCCGCAAGGUCGGAAAGGAGUGGAGGGGGCCUGCGGAGGGGGAGGAGGCGGAGCCGGCUGACCGCAGCCCAGAGUCCAGCACCCUGGAGGGCGGCCCCUCGGCCCGCAGGCAGCGGUCACAGCGGGACCUCCACCCAGAACCUGAGCCAGAGUCGGAGGAGCAGGACGGAGGCUUUAGGAAGCUGUAUGCAGAGCUGCGCAGGGAGAACGAGCGGCUUCGCGAGGCUCUGACCGAGACCACGCUGCGGCUGGCGCAGCUCAAGGUGGAGCUGGAGCGGGCCACGCAGAGGCAAGAGCGCUUCGCUGAGAGGCCAGCCCUUCUGGAGCUGGAGAGAUUCGAGCGCAGGGCCCUGGAACGCAAGGCCGCAGAGCUGGAGGAAGAACUGAAGGCCCUGUCUGACCUCCGCGCUGACAACCAGCGCCUCAAGGAUGAGAAUGCAGCGUUGAUCCGCGUUAUCAGCAAACUCUCCAAGUGACCUGGAGGGACUUUCCCGCACCCGUAUUUAUACAGCUGCUUCUGCCACACGCACCCCUUCCCCCGUGUGAACACGAGUGACAGGGCUCCGGGGGAAGUCUCAGAGAAGCCAUAGCCCCCCUGGGACCUCCGAACUGGGAGGGGAGCAGAGUCCCCAGGAGCCAAGGGGGCCACCCGAGGCCAGGAUGGAGGUGGGAGGCCGAGCCAAGUAGGGGGACGUUGCCAGAGGGGACCAGGGCCAGAGCCGGGACUAGGAAGGAACUGAGGACCAAGAAGUGCAAGGACCAGUAGCCAGGACCAGAGUGGCCGCCUGGAGGUCCCCCUCUCACGUGUGAUGCCACCCCGUCACCCCCCCUCCUGAGCAGGGAUCCAAGACUGUGCCGAGAGUCCUGCCGGCCUCAGCCAGGUGGGCCUGUAUAUAGGGUCCAUGUGCAAUAGGGAGGGACGUCUUCUAUUUUUUGCUGCCCCCUCCCCGCCCACUGUCUGGGGCAGGGGGAGAAGGUAUUUUCGAGAUAAAGCACAGGCACCACAAAUAAAAGUCGUGAAGUUGCCACUCAA
Molecule: messenger RNA, 3113 nt
Organism: Cercocebus atys (sooty mangabey)
Lineage: Eukaryota; Metazoa; Chordata; Mammalia; Primates; Cercopithecidae
Gene: PPP1R12C
Product: protein phosphatase 1, regulatory subunit 12C
Exons: 22
Coding region: 430-2556 (708 amino acids)
Biological process (GO): signal transduction
Cellular component (GO): cytoplasm
Molecular function (GO): protein kinase binding; enzyme inhibitor activity; phosphatase regulator activity
Source: RefSeq, a predicted model, not a curated record